GCUGGGCGGCGAGGGAGAGCAGAGCGGGCUUCGGGGCAGGGGAGGAGGCCGCCGACCGCGGGGGGCUGCUUGGCUGAAGGAACCGGAGGAGGUAAAGCCGCGCGCCUUCUCUUGGACCGUCAGGGCGGCGUAAAGAUUUUACUAUUUGGGAGCAAAUAUGCAGAGCACAUCAAAUUAUCUGUGGCUUCUAUCAGACAUCCUGGGACAAGGAGCUACUGCAAAUGUUUUUCGUGGACGACACAAGAAAACUGGAGACUUGUAUGCUGUCAAAGUAUUUAAUAACUUCAGCUUCCUUCGUCCUGUGGAUGUUCAGAUGAGGGAAUUUGAAGUGUUAAAGAAACUAAAUCAUAAGAACAUCGUCAAAUUAUUUGCCAUAGAAGAGGAGACAACAUCUAGACAUAAAGUCCUUGUUAUGGAAUUUUGUCCAUGUGGCAGUUUAUACACAGUUUUGGAAGAGCCGUCUAAUGCUUAUGGAUUGCCAGAAACAGAAUUUUUAAUUGUUUUGAGAGAUGUUGUGGCUGGUAUGAACCAUCUUCGAGAAAAUGGAAUAGUACAUCGUGACAUCAAGCCAGGCAAUAUAAUGCGUGUUAUAGGUGAAGAUGGUCAAUCAGUUUAUAAACUGACAGAUUUUGGGGCUGCUAGAGAGUUGGAUGAUGAUGAACAGUUUGUCUCUCUCUAUGGAACAGAAGAAUAUUUGCAUCCUGACAUGUAUGAGCGAGCAGUAUUACGGAAGGACCAUCAAAAGAAGUAUGGAGCAACAGUUGACUUGUGGAGCAUUGGAGUGACCUUUUAUCAUGCUGCAACUGGAAGUCUACCAUUUCGACCUUUUGAAGGUCCACGCAGAAAUAAGGAAGUGAUGUAUAAAAUUAUAACAGGAAAACCUUCUGGUGCAAUAUCUGGAGUACAGAAAGCAGAAAAUGGUCCCAUUGAAUGGAGUCGUGAUAUGCCUAUUUCCUGUAGUCUUUCUAAGGGAUUGCAGGUACUUCUUACACCUGUCCUUGCAAAUAUUCUUGAAGCAGAUCAAGAAAAAUGUUGGGGAUUUGAUCAGUUUUUUGCAGAGACAAGUGACAUACUGCAUCGGAUAAUUAUUCAUGUCUUCUCUCUUCAACAAAUGACUGCACACAAAAUUUAUAUUCACAAUCAUAAUAAUGCUACCAUAUUUAAUGAACUUGUCUACAAACAAACAAAAAUACCUUCACACAAUCAAGAAUUGAUAUAUGAAGGACGGCGUUUAGUGCUGGAACCUAACAGACUGGCACAAGCUUUCCCUAAAACCACAGAGGAAAAUCCUAUAAUUAUAGAAAGCAGAGAAGCUGUAAACAUCAUAGGAUUACUCUAUGAAGAAAUUUUGCUUCCUAAGGUUCAUCAACGUUAUGACUUGGAUAGCGAUGUAAGUAUGGCAAAAGCAGUAACAGGGGUUGUAUGUUACGCCUGUAGAAUUGCCCGAGCCUUACUGCUUUAUCAAGAGCUCCUGCGAAAAGGAAUCAGGUGGCUAAUUGAGCUCAUCAAAGAAGAAUACAAUGAAACAUUUCACAAAAAGACAGAGGUUGUUAUCAAGCUGGACUGUUGCAAUAGAAAUACAGAAAAAGCUAUGAAAAUAUACCAAAAUCUGGCACCAUCAGAAGUGGAUGCAAUCUCAGAUAUACACACAAAACUCUUACGGCUUUCUAGUUCUCAGGGAACAAUAGAGACUACUCUUCAGGAUAUCAAAAACAAACUUUCUCCUAAUGGUUUACUAUCUGAUAGCUGGACCAACCAAGAUGGCACACAUCCAAAAGAUAGAAACCCAGAAAGGUUGCAAGUCCUAUUGACUUCCAUAACAGAUAUUUAUUAUCAAUUCAAAAAAGACAAAGCAGAAAGAAGACUUCCUUAUAACGAAGAACAAAUUCACAAAUUUGACAAGCAAAAACUAUUUUUGCAUGCCACAAAAGCUAUGACUCUGUUCAAGGAUGAAUGUGUCAACAAAUAUGAAACCUUCUUAGACAAGGCAGAGGAUUGGAUGAGAAAGAUGCUUCUUCUAAGGAAACAGUUACUAGCUCUUAGAAAACUAUGCUUUGAUAUUGAAGAAGAAGUGUCCAAAUACCAGGACUAUAUAAAUGAGUUAGAUGAAAUAUUGCCCCAUAAGAUGUUUGCUGCUUCCAGUGGGAUCAAACAUACAUUUAAUCCAGUUUAUCCAAGUUCAAACACCUUGGUGGAAAUGACUCUUGGUAUGAAGAAACUGAAAGAAGAAAUGGAAGGUGUUGUUAAAGAACUAGCUGAAAAUAAUCAUCUUUUAGAAAG
Molecule: messenger RNA, 2280 nt
Organism: Thamnophis sirtalis
Lineage: Eukaryota; Metazoa; Chordata; Lepidosauria; Squamata; Natricidae
Source: RefSeq, a predicted model, not a curated record